AUGUCCGUCACUCAACCCCUCUCUGUUUUGGUCGUUGGGGCCGGCCCUUCUGGCCUCGUGUCAGCGCUGUCUCUGGUCCAGCAUGGCAUCCAGGUUCGCGUGGUUGACAGGGACCAGCAAUUCCACAUGGGACAGCGCGGCGCUGGCAUACAGCCCAGGACUUUGGAGGCGUACAACCUCUUGGGUGUUUUGCCCGAUAUCGUCUCCAGAGGCAUAGACCUACGCCCGAUGCGGUUCUAUAAGCUCCCCGGAGGUGUUGAACCGUCCAAAACAUUCGACAUGAUGCCCAUAGAGGAACCCACGCCAAGCACUCCAUAUAUUAACACACGAGUGCUCGGGCAAGCGAAGGCAGAGCAAGUACUGCGUGAACAUCUGGCUACGUAUGGAUGUCAUGUUGAACGUGGCACGGAGCUGUCCAGCUUCGAGCAGAAUACCGAACAUGUGGUGGCGCAUCUCGUCAAACGUGAUGGUGAUGAAGAAAUCGCUGAGACCGUUGUUUGCCGCUGGCUGGUCGGGACCGAUGGCGCAAGAAGUAGGCCAGGCUGGUUCUCUUGUGCUAUGUUCUGGACUGACCUGCUGCAUGCUUCAUACGCAUCUAUUGGCACUGCUGGGGCGAUUUUACGUCUAAGAUACGACGAGAUCUAUACCUUUGUUCUCUCGGGAAACGUCGACCUCGAGAAAGCCUAUGAGAAUUACGACACACUGGUUCAGAUAAUGAAGGAAGUGUCGAACAGGCAGGAUCUCAUCUUCGGCGAGAUCAAGUGGAAAUCCAACUUCAGUCCAAAUGUUCGCAUGGUGAAUAAAUUCUCAGAAGGCCGAGUCUUUGUUGCAGGAGAUGCUGCACAUGUGCAUAGUCCAUCCGGUGCUCAGGGCAUGAACUCCAGUGUGCAAGACGCUCUCAAUUUAGGCUGGAAACUCGCUUUGGUGGAGCGGGAAUUUGCUCCACAAUCGCUCCUCGACACUUACACAGAGGAACGCCUACCUGUCAUCGCCCAUAUGCUCAAACAGACAACAAACCUGUUUAAAACUACUAGAAACCCAGCGGCGCAUGGCGGCGACGCAUCUCAAGCAUGGACUAGGCCCCGUGACAUGAAGAUGCUUGGCGUCAACUACCGCUGGAGUUCCAUCGUGCUCAACGAGCGCCAUCCCCAAGAGGUAACCGAGAAAGACAAGCACCUCCUGGACGCAUACGGGGCGGACGCGAGUGGCGGGCUGCAUGCCGGCGACAGAGCCCCAGACGCCCCGGGUCUCGCGCUAGUGGAAGAGGGCAACGUCGGGUCUGAGACAACGUCGUUGUUCCGCAUCUUCAGCUCCACUCGCCACACGGUCCUCAUUUUCUCCUCAGACGGUGAUGAGAUCGCGGCCGUACUCAAAUCGGUGCAGAGGCUCUCGUCUCGUCUUGUCCGUGCGGUCAUCGUUGUCCCACGGGGUUUAGCUGGUCUGCCAAUCGUCUCUAGUGCGGAUGGCGUUUAUGUCGAUCGGGACGGGCAUGGGUAUACGGGAUACGGAGCCGGGCACGAAGGUAUCACUGUGGCUGUUGUGAGGCCAGACGGUGUCGUCGGUGCUCUUGUUUCUGGAGCGACAGGUCUUGAGGCCUACUUCAGGAGUGUGCUCUCGGGUUCGAAUGCUUGAGAACAUGUCCAAUGCCCUUGAGAGAGAGCUAGAGUAUCAAUUAACUGACGACCUUCGCUCAGGUUGAUCUACCUACCUAAGGCUA
Messenger RNA from Postia placenta MAD-698-R-SB12, 1717 nucleotides. RefSeq lists its product as hypothetical. The record is from RefSeq and is a predicted model, not a curated record. NCBI's taxonomy places the organism in Eukaryota, Fungi, Basidiomycota, Agaricomycetes, Polyporales, Adustoporiaceae. Gene Ontology annotation, molecular function: FAD binding. The coding region runs from base 1 to 1632 and encodes 543 amino acids. The transcript has 10 exons.